Messenger RNA from Chrysemys picta bellii (western painted turtle), 2168 nucleotides. It is a transcript of the gene GTF2H2, whose product is annotated as general transcription factor IIH subunit 2. NCBI's taxonomy places the organism in Eukaryota, Metazoa, Chordata, Testudines, Emydidae. Gene Ontology annotation, cellular component: transcription factor TFIIH holo complex; transcription factor TFIIH core complex. Gene Ontology annotation, biological process: nucleotide-excision repair; DNA-templated transcription; regulation of transcription by RNA polymerase II. Gene Ontology annotation, molecular function: zinc ion binding. The record is from RefSeq and is a predicted model, not a curated record.
CCCCAAGCACGGCAGUCAGGAGGCCUUCGGUGUCAUGCCUGCGGGCGGGGGCGCUCACGCAGCGUUUCUGGGGUGAUCUGCCGGUCCCGCGGCUUCGGCCCUGGGUCCGUCUAAGCCGAAGUCCUGUCUCUGGCUGACGGCGGCCAGCAGUGGAGGCUGCAGAGCCUAGCACAAUACCCCUGCCAUAGCCAGUUGCAAGCGUCCAGCCCAGUGGGGUCUGGGGCCAGGUUCAGAGUCGUCUCCUCCCGGGCCGAGCAGGGCCCGGGGAGAUAGGAGCGCGGACACCACAUGCCCCCGCGCUGGGCCGCAGCUCAGUCCGGACAGUGCUAGGGUCCCGUGUAGCUCGGGCAGCGCCUGUGGGCUGCCGGCUGGGGCCGAUACACGACAACCGCCUCGUACAGUAACGGGCUGGACGCAGGGUCAGCCCGGCCGGGGCGCGGCUGGAGGGAGAGGUGUUCCCUGUGUUACCCCCGUGUAGCUCCCCCCGGGGGCCGGGCACCACUCCCUGCCCCGUUCCAGGCCGGCCCUUCCUGAAGCCGGAACGUUCCUCUCGCGGCCCAGCGCGCCGGUCGGACGAAUUGCAACGCACCUAGCGGGGGUUGGUUCCGAGAGUUUGCCACGGGGAGCUCGAGCUCGGUCCUGGCAGUAUUGUAAGUAAGCAGUUUUGGACAGACAGACAGACAUGGAUGACGAGCCUGAAAGAACCAAACGCUGGGAAGGAGGUUAUGAAAGAACAUGGGAGGUUCUCAAAGAAGAUGAAUCUGGGUCACUGAAAGCAACUAUAGAGGACAUUCUUUUUAAGGCUAAGAGAAAAAGAAUCUUUGAACACCAUGGGCAAGUUAGACUUGGAAUGAUGCGUCACCUUUAUGUGGUGGUAGAUGGAUCAAGAACUAUGGAGGACCAAGAUUUAAAACCUAACAGGCUUACGUGUACCUUAAAGUUAUUGGAAUAUUUUGUUGAAGAAUACUUUGACCAAAAUCCUAUUAGUCAGAUUGGUAUAAUUGUAACUAAGAGUAAAAGAGCUGAAAAGCUGACAGAACUUUCAGGAAACCCAAGAAAGCAUACAACUGCUCUGAAGAAAGCUGUAGAUCUGACCUGCCAUGGAGAACCAUCUCUGUAUAACUCUUUAAAUUUGGCCAUGCAGACUUUAAAGCACAUGCCAGGACAUACAAGCAGAGAGGUUUUGAUUAUCUUCAGUAGCCUGACAACGUGUGAUCCAUCUAAUAUCUAUGAUCUAAUUAAGUGUUUAAAGGCAGUUAAGAUCAGAGUAUCUGUCAUCGGCCUAUCUGCUGAAGUUCGAGUUUGUACUGUACUUGCCCGAGAAACGGGUGGAACAUACCAUGUAAUUUUAGAUGAAAGCCACUAUAAGGAGCUGCUGAUGCAUCAUAUUAGCCCUCCACCUGCCAGUUCAAGUUCUGAAUGCUCCCUUAUUCGAAUGGGUUUUCCUCAGCAUACCAUUGCAUCUCUCUCUGAUCAGGAUGCUAAACCAUCAUUUAGCAUGGCGCACUUGGAAAACAACAGUGAUCCAGGUCUCACGUUGGGUGGAUAUUUCUGUCCCCAGUGUAGGGCCAAAUACUGUGAACUCCCUGUGGAAUGCAAAAUCUGUGGUCUUACAUUAGUCUCUGCACCCCAUCUAGCUCGGUCUUACCAUCACCUGUUUCCUUUGGAUGCCUUUCAAGAAGUUACACUGGAAGAAUAUAAAGGAGAACGCUAUUGUCAAGGCUGCCAAGGGGAGAUUAAAGAUCAACAUGUUUACAUUUGUAAAGUCUGCCAGAAUGUAUUUUGUGUGGAAUGUGACUUAUUUGUUCAUGAUUCUCUGCACUGCUGUCCUGGCUGCAUUCACAAGCAUCCUGCUCCUCCAUGCAUAUGAUACCAGGUGUUCAUAGAGAUUGUCCUACCGGUUUCAUUCUUGCACAAAGAGUCAAAUUAGAAGAAAUACCUAGGUGAAUGCAGUAACAAUGAAGAUUUGCUAGGGGAACAAACACAACUUUUAGUUAAUGUAUAGAAUUGGAAUAUUUAAAUUCUAAUGGUUAAUGUUUAUAAAAAUAUCUACAUCUGAUGUAUUUUCCUCACUUGUUUUGUAAAUCUUUGACUUAUUCAAGAGUCAUUCUAAAUAAAAGUGUAAAUCUGUGUGUGGAAAAGUGAUAAAAAUGGAUUUGUAUGCUAAA